AUGUUUCCCACGUUUCACGCAGACUUCCGGGACCUUGUUAAUGACGAGAGGAUUCAUCGUGUGUUGUUUCUAUUUCUGAUUGGGACUUAUGUCUAUACUGAGGCCAAGUCAUGGUGGCAUCGAUCCGGGAAGUAUUACAAGCCGUGGGGACCAACUACACCGAUCGUUAUUGUCUCCACAAAGAAGCAGAUCGCUGAGCUUAGCGAGGCACCAUGUCUCUCUCAACGAGCUGUAUAUGCCGAUAUGUUCGGGUUUAAACACACCAUGAACAAACUUGAACACAAUACCAGUAACAACAAAGUUAUUAGGACGCGGCUAUAUAGUCGUCUUCUUCAAGUCAAUGGGCCCGUUCACCUAGAUGCUCUCUAUCCCUAUUUGCUCAACCAGUUGGAUAUUAGCCUAGAAAGAGAACUUCGUGGUGGGCGUGUUUUUAAUGGGGGGAUUUCGUUGCCUAUUGCCCAGACGGCCCGCCGGCUUGUCUCAAAGCUUAUGAGUCUUAUGUUUUUUGGAGAGGCCCUAUCUCUGGAUGAAGAAUUUUCCUCCGCGCUUUUGCGUUAUCCCCAAGAUAUGGUGAAGUGUAUGGCUGCCUUUCAGGUAGCACCAUCGUUCAUGACACCGGUUAUUCAUGCAGCCCUCACCAACCGCGGAGAGGCUAUGCACCUGAUCCAGAAGAGGCUUUUCCAGUGCAUAGGAUCUGGACUUUCAAACCAGAGUGAUGUAGAUAAAAUCCAACGCCACACUAUUCUUUAUAACAUCAUUGCAUUAACAAGCGGCAGCGAAUAUUGGAAUGCAGACCUCCUCUCGCAGUCUCUCCUAGGGAUUUGGUUUGCUGCCUCUCAUCAGCCGUGGAUGAAUCUGCACUUCGUCAUAUUAGAAUUAUGCGCACGCAAGGAAUGGCAAGACAAACUACGCCGAGAGCUAGAGCAACACGUUCCGCUUGACUAUAAAGGUUUAGAGCAGUUACCCCUUUUGGAUGGCUUCAUAAAGGAAACUGUUAGAUGUAAUCCUCUAGAUACGCUUGCAAUACGCAGAAAGGCAUUGGAGCCUUAUACCUUUUCGGACGGAUCUUUCUCUAUUCCCUCUGGAGCAACUGUUUGUGUGUCAGCGUAUGAUCUUAUGCAUAACCCGCAAACAUAUCCCGAUCCAACUGCCUUCAACCCUAGUCGAUAUCUACCCAAAGAACCCAAUAGUCAACAGCGGAAGUUUACUGAAGUCUCUGAGACGUACCCUAUCUGGGGUUAUGGGUCUCUUGCCUGCCCUGGCCGGUUCCACGCAUCGUUAGCCAUGAAGAUGGUCAUAUCGCAGUUACUUCUAAAGUAUGAUCUAAGUCUUGAAAACAAGAAUGCUAGGACUAGGUGGUCUUGGGAAACAUUUGCCAUGCCAUAUCAAAAUACCAGAGUCAUCUUAAAGGAGCACGGUUUGUAG
This is a messenger RNA of Daldinia loculata, 1425 nucleotides long. RefSeq names its product cytochrome P450. Bases 1 to 1425 code for a protein of 474 amino acids. The record is from RefSeq and is a predicted model, not a curated record. Gene Ontology annotation, molecular function: oxidoreductase activity, acting on paired donors, with incorporation or reduction of molecular oxygen; monooxygenase activity; iron ion binding. The transcript is spliced from 9 exons. NCBI's taxonomy places the organism in Eukaryota, Fungi, Ascomycota, Sordariomycetes, Xylariales, Hypoxylaceae.